AUGCUUAUGAUGGAAUAUAUAAUUUGAUUCUAAACUUUGUUAAAAAUAUUAUCACUCGGUAGCAUUACUAACUGGUUAUGUUAAUUACUGGUUUGCUAAGUUAACUAUCAGGUGCAUUACUGUUAUGAGUUAUUUAGGUUAUAGGAUAGUUUGAUGUUGCUCUAUCUUGGACUUUUCUGUAUUCAAUUAGGCUUUGUUUGGAUUAGUUUCUCUCUUAUGGUAGGUUCCAGGGCCGGCCCAAUAAUUUUCAAUAUUCGGUGAGGCUUAAAUCAAAUUUUAUAACACGGGACUUUUUUAUCCGCAUAUGAUGCCUUUUUUUUCUUUAUAAAACUGAAGACAGAUAAAUUUUUGUUGGUGGGCCGAAAACAAGGGCUUUAGUGGAUUUACCCUUGGGCCGGCCCUUGUAGGUUCUCUUCUCAAUUAACAUAAGUUUAAUUGUUAAGAAGCUUUAGCACUCAAUCUGUCUCUGUUGCUGCUUCCCGGUAACAUUGAUCAAUCAAUUUACGGGCGGAAUCUUCCUUUAAGUCAAUCGAGUGCCUGACUUCUCUAUUGAUCUGACCGAAUUGAUUGAGACAGAGAGUAAAGGUGCGAAUCGGCUAAAAGGUCGAGUCCGAGAUUGGGAGAAGAACUAGCAAGAAAUGCCGAAUUUGCUCCGCAUCGUUAGGCAUAAGAAGCAGAAGGAGGAGGAUAUUGCUAUAUGUGAAUGCAGGUAUGAUGAAGAUGAUCCUGACAGUGCCUGUGGAGAUGGGUGUCUAAAUGUAUUAACCAGCACUGAAUGCACCCCUGGAUUUUGCCCUUGUGACAUCCAUUGUAAAAAUCAGAAAUUUCAGAAGUGUGAAUAUGCAAAAACAAAGUUGUUUAAAACUGAAGGCCGAGGGUGGGGUCUUUUGGCUGAUGAGGAAAUUAAGGCAGGACAGUUUGUCAUUGAAUACUGUGGAGAAGUAAUAUCAUGCAAAGAAGCCAAGCGCAGAUCCCAUACUUAUGAAAUUCAAGGUCUUAAGGAUGCAUUUAUCAUUUCUCUUAAUGCGUCUGAAUCUAUCGAUGCAACUAGAAAAGGAAGCCUUGCAAGAUUUAUAAACCAUUCCUGUCAACCAAACUGUGAGACAAGAAAAUGGAAUGUCAUGGGGGAAAUAAGAGUUGGAAUAUUUGCACUGGAAAAUAUUCCUAUUGGAACUGAACUGGCAUAUGACUAUAAUUUUGAAUGGUUUGGAGGUGCAAAGGUUCGCUGCCUCUGUGGUGCGCUCAAAUGUUCUGAAUUCCUUGGUGCAAAAUCUCGUGGUUUUCAAGAGGAUACUUAUCUAUGGGAAGAUGAUGAUGACAGAUACUCAAUUGAGAAAAUUCCUUUAUAUGACUCUGCGGAGGAUGAACUCACGUCAAAUGUUGGUGGACAGAGUGAACAAUCCAUGGCUAUUAUACUGAAAGUUGAAGAACCAUCGGAGUCCACUGUUUUAAAUAUUCAACCACUGAAUUCAAUUGGGAUCAAUGGAUUAGGUAUUCAGAAAAUGAAAACUGAAAUAGAAAGCGAGGACAUGAGGUUGUACUCCCAAGAUACCAAACAGGAUCUUCCCCAAAAAAAUGCAAUGAUAUCGCGCAUUCGAAGUAACACUGCAGGAGGAAAGUCCAUCUCUACCAAAAGAUCAAAGGGGGCAAAGCUUAAAAAUCGCAUACAGAAGAAAAUUGAUGCAAAGUAUGCAGCUGGCCUUUUAGCAUCAAAGGAAGCACAGGAGGAGAUUUUAGAUUAUGAGAAAAGAAAAGAUGACGCUAGGGAAGCCCUUGAUUCUUUAUACAAUGAAAUACGGCCUGCCAUUGAAGAACACGAGAAGGAUACCCAAGAUAGUGUAUCUACGACAGUAGCAGAGAAGUGGAUACAGGCUUCCUGCCUAAAACUCAAGGCGGAGUUUGAUCUUUACUCGUCAAUUAUUAAAAAUGUUGCUUGUACUCCUCAAAGGGCACCCAGCCAAGCAAAAGGUACUGAAGUCGAUAACGAAGACAAAAUGAAGCUUUUGACGUUCUCACCCUCAUCUAAUCCAUAAUUGAUGAUUCACAGAAUACAUGGACAACUCUGAGAACAUUUUUUUUUUUCCGAAGUUCAUAACAGAACCUAGGACCUGAUAAACAAAUCCAAAAUCUUUGUCUGUUAUUUUUCCAUGUUAUACUACCUAGUGCACCAGCACUUGCAGUUUGCCAACCUGAGAAGUUAUCAAAGUUUACUGUUUAUUUCGUCUUCUUCAAAAAAA
Messenger RNA from Medicago truncatula (barrel medic), 2237 nucleotides. RefSeq names its product histone-lysine N-methyltransferase ASHH1. The record is from RefSeq and is a predicted model, not a curated record. Gene Ontology annotation, cellular component: nucleus. The coding region runs from base 639 to 2033 and encodes 464 amino acids. Gene Ontology annotation, molecular function: histone methyltransferase activity; protein binding. NCBI's taxonomy places the organism in Eukaryota, Viridiplantae, Streptophyta, Magnoliopsida, Fabales, Fabaceae. The transcript has 9 exons.